Messenger RNA from Sparassis crispa, 207 nucleotides. RefSeq lists its product as hypothetical. Lineage: Eukaryota; Fungi; Basidiomycota; Agaricomycetes; Polyporales; Sparassidaceae. The record is from RefSeq and is a predicted model, not a curated record. The transcript has a single exon. The coding region runs from base 1 to 207 and encodes 68 amino acids.
AUGGAGAUGUUCAUUUUCUUGGACCAGAAGAAUCCGACGUGGCACGGAAUGUUGGAAGAACAAGACGAUGACAUUAGCAUCAACUCUGAUUCCGACUACCAGAAACAAGAAGAUGAACCUGAGGAAGUCUUUUACGAAGAUGGGUCUGCGCCGGGUGACUACCAGGAGGACGGUGACAUUGAUGGCGAAGGCAGCGAUUCCACAUAG